Molecule: messenger RNA, 531 nt
Organism: Enhydra lutris kenyoni (northern sea otter)
Lineage: Eukaryota; Metazoa; Chordata; Mammalia; Carnivora; Mustelidae
Product: general transcription factor 3C polypeptide 6-like
Exons: 2
Coding region: 1-531 (176 amino acids)
Biological process (GO): transcription by RNA polymerase III
Cellular component (GO): transcription factor TFIIIC complex
Source: RefSeq, a predicted model, not a curated record
AUGGGAGAAGUACAGGAGGAAGUAGAGAAGUUGGUUCUGGUGGAAUUGUCCAGAAUUAUUGAUUCAGUCUUUAUAUCAAAAUGUGAAAAUAAAUGCAAGGUUUGGGAAAUUGACACUGAGAGUCCCAUUAUACAAGUGGGCAGCUGUGUCCUUGCUGGAGAGUAUGAAGACACUCUUGGAACCUGUGUUACAUUUGAAGCAAAUGUUGAACAUGGUGAUGCAGAAGGCAGUAAUAAAAUAAUGCUAAAAUAUAAACACCGUACAAUGAAGAAGUUCAGCAUGACAAGCACUCUUUUGACAGAAAAGAAGGAAGGAGAAGAAAGCCUAGGUGGUGUGAAAUGGCCGCAAAUCAAGGACGAUGAUUUCUGCUAUAGACCCAACAUGAUUUGUAGCUUUCUGCAUGAAAAUGAAGAUGACGACGUUGUAGCUCUAGCCUCAGAUAAAUCUUUGGAGUUGGAAGAGCAAGAGAUUCAAAGGAAAGAUAAUUCAAACCUGAGUUAUAAACAGGGGAAAUCACUGAACUUGGAAUAA